AUGGAUGCAUGGGUCCUCAUAAUGGUACUCGUCCUCAUGACGCUUGUGAUAGCAGGGCUAGUAACCUACUUUGGCUACCAUCAGUACAAGCGACAGUUUUUCCCGAGCUAUGACGAGGAACGUACGCAACGUGCUAAAGAUAACGAACAAAACCAAGGCGGUAGUUCUGAACUUCGGGAUAUUGGGCGUCCAACAAAUGUGCAUCCCAAAAAUCGGUCACAUGGGCAUUUUCACGGUGUGCCAGCGAACAUGACGCCAGUGGCAGAUCCAGUAGCACCUCGUGUAGAUAUCGAACACCAGAUUGGAGAAGACCUCCUCGCCCCGUCGGAGCGAGUGUUCAAGACAGCCGAGGUGGCAGACGAGAAUAGCCAUGGACGACAUAACACUGUCGAGCAUUCCCAAGAUCAGUGGAUGCACGGUGCAAUUGGAGCAGGCACGGUGCGAAAUGUCAACGCAGUGAACCCAGCAAAUGUUGAGUAUGCUCCUGAAGAACCAAUCGCGUCAGAUAUCUGGAACAAGAUUAACAAUCGAGAAGUACGGGUUCCUCGGCUGCAAUGCGCGGGCAAAGAAACUACUGAGCCCAGGACUCUGGAGAUUGAGAGCAUGAGCAGAGAGCGAUGGAAGAAGGAAGAAGGAAAGUAA
Messenger RNA from Bipolaris maydis ATCC 48331, 642 nucleotides. RefSeq lists its product as uncharacterized. NCBI's taxonomy places the organism in Eukaryota, Fungi, Ascomycota, Dothideomycetes, Pleosporales, Pleosporaceae. The record is from RefSeq and is a predicted model, not a curated record.